This is a messenger RNA of Schistosoma turkestanicum, 2627 nucleotides long. The record is from the annotation of a GenBank genome assembly. NCBI's taxonomy places the organism in Eukaryota, Metazoa, Platyhelminthes, Trematoda, Strigeidida, Schistosomatidae.
AUACUUUCUGAUAUUUGACCUUCAAGGUCAAGGCGGCUUUAUUAGGUUUUCAGGAUGACAAGGAGUUCACCUCAUCGGUUACAUAAAAAACAUCGCCAUAAGAAUCGCGAAAGGUCGCGUUCGCCUUUGGAUCAGAAUUAUGGACGAAACGCUACCAGACGUGAUGAUCAGUCACCUAGUGAUACCGGUGGCACAGGUGUUGAUAUUUCUCUUUCUGUUGCGGAAACAAAUGCUUUGAGGGCUAAGUUGGGUCUUGCUCCCCUGGAAACGGAUGGUGCCUCGAAAUCAGAACGAACGCUAGAUAAUCAAGCUGAUUGCUACGUUCACGCACCAGCUAAAGAUAUCAGAAAACUGAAGGAAUCAGAAGUAAUCAAAGAGAAGCUAAACGUAUUGAGGGAAAAAAGAUCGUUGUUAGACAAAAUUGGACAGGACAAACUCUCUAUCCCUUCUGCACAUGAGUCGGAUGUUCAAUCCUGGGUUGAGAAAAUGCGUGAAAAAGAACGGAUCCAAAAACAAGCCGAAGAGAGAGCGAAACUGUUGUCUGAGAUUGACGAUCAGUUGGCUAUUUCCGAGUUUGUGGAGUCAAGGUUGAAUCAAAAUGAUAAAAAAUACAAAUCCAACGAUUUGGCUGGUCUACGCGUUGAACACAGUUCAUCUCGUUUUGUCGACGGUCAAUCAGUCAUCUUGACAAUUAAAGAUUCAGGUGUUUUGGAUGAAUCUGAAGAUGUCCUAGUGAAUGUAAAUAUAAUCGAUGAUGAAAAAGCGGAUGUCAAUAGAGAAAACAUAAGAAAGACUACUGGUUUGGCUGGAAUCGAAGAUCAGGAGGAUGAAGAUGUACUUCUUGGUUUACGUUCUAAAGCUGUCCUAAGCAAGUAUGAUGCAGAGAUUAAUGGCAUUAAAAAAGAUCACUUUGUCAUCGAUUCUGACGGUGUUUAUAAUACAGAGAAUGAACGUUUGUUGAAGCAGUUACAAGCUGAACUAAAAGAAGGAAGACAAUCGUUACCUGAUACUGAACUUCGUAUAGCUUCUGAGUACUAUAGUACCGAAGAAAUGGCAGCAAAAUUCAAAAAGCGUAAACGUCGUAUUAAAACAAUUCGUCGACCGUUAACUGCUGAUGAACUUUUGAGUGAAUUACCAGAACAAUCAAGCUCUUCUGAUUUAGGAAGUCGUUCAGCAGCUAGAGAAAAUCGCUUGGAUAGUAGCAUCCCAUCUGUAAAUGAUACAUAUUCCGUGGAAGAAUUAUCUGCUCAGAUAAUAGAUGUGAAAGAUAAUUAUGAAGAUUGGUCAGAGAUAGAUCAUAACGAUGAACCCGAUGAAUUAAGAAGUGAAUUAGAGAAAACUAUUGGCCGAGUGAUACAGUCAAAGUCUCGGAUUAUCUCUAAACCAGAAGAAAUUACAUCACAACUCUUAGCAAAAAAUACAGCCACUCAUUCAUCUGAAUCCGCGUCACAAUCACUUGCAACUGAUACAGCGUCAAAUAGUAACAAAAAAGACAAUGUUGUAUUCGAUUCAACUGCAGAAUUUUAUAAGUCAAUUGGUAUUGGUUUUCAAGAAAGUAUGAAACGAAAUACUCGUUACAAUCAAUUCUUACAAAAUCAAUCUAGAUUCCAAAAUAAUGGUGAAACAGUUGAAACUAAUGAUGAUAAUAUAAGUUCACCACCGACAAGAUUACCAUAUAAAGAGGAAGAAGACGAAGAAAUGGAACAAAAACUCGAAUAUGAUUCAGAAGGUAGUUAUCGUAUGAAAAGUGAAGAUUAUGACGAUACAAAAUUGGAAACGUCAAGAGAUCGAUGGCAUACUGUAGGUAAUGAUAUUCUUGGGAAUUCCACUCGAAAUUUACCGAAACCGCCAGUCAAAAAAUCUGAACAGGAACAUUUUAAAGUAGAAAACACUGAUAUACAUGGAGUUUUAGAUGAUGAACCACGUUUAGAUUCAGGAGUAUUUUCAGCUAUUCGGUUGGCCGAGAAGAAAGGUUACAUUGAUAAAGAGAAAGAGAAACGAACUGGUUCAGGAACUAUGGUCAAUUUAAUGGCGAAACACUUUGUUCAAGAAGAUAUACGCUAUGAUGAUAUUGAUGCGAAAUUUUUCAAACGUGAUCGUUACUCCGGUCCAUUAUCAGAUUUUAAAGAGUUAACACAAUAUAAACCGGAUAUUAAAUUGGAAUAUGUUGAUGAGCUAGGACGUGAUUUAAGUGCUAAAGAAGCUUUUCGUCAAUUAAGUCAUAAAUUUCAUGGAAAGGGUUCCGGUAAGAAUAAAACGCAGAAACGUAUGAAAAAAAUUAAUGAAGAGUUUCUUCUUAAAGCCAGCACCAGUUCAGAUACUCCACUGGGAACAGUGAACAAAUUGAAUAAGAAACUCGAAGCCAUGUCAAUGCCUUAUGUUAUUUUAAGCGGGAAGAAUGCAGCUGUAAAGAAGCUGACGAAAUAAUUAAAUGCACUAGUGAUUCACAAUCUGGAUUUUAUAUCAUCAUAUUCCAUAAGUGAUAUCCCUGUUGUUGCCUGUCAUCGAUAAACUGGAUUAUUUGUACCGUGAAUCCUCCACUAACCAUUAUUUUCUUUCUUUGUUUUGAAUUGUUAUUUCUUGUGUACAGAUUUAAGCAAUUUUAAAAUAAAAACGCUAGUCUUGUA